AUCCAGCAGCCUUCUUUCUCCUGUGAUGGAUCUGUGGCAGCGCGCGCAAGGGCUACCUGAUCCGACGCCCAGCGCGGCUCUCUUACUGGUUUCGAGGGACUGCUGCCGCCUUAUCGGGUUAUCACUCCGACAUGCUAGAGCUUGGCGCAAUUUCUUCAAGGGUAGAUAGAAGGGUGUCCCGUAUGGGUCGGUCGACCGAAGGCCGUGGUAUAUCUUGGUUUGUUCGUGGUUGUUCGAGUGCUGAGUGCACCUCCCUUUAGUCUCUGGAUAUGGGUCUACUCUGAUCUUUUGUUACAGUUGUAUUUUACUAUUUGUUAUCUUUGUAGAUGACGUAUGACGGUAUUUGUAAUGAAACCAUUUCGUUAUC
Molecule: messenger RNA, 367 nt
Organism: Rubroshorea leprosula
Lineage: Eukaryota; Viridiplantae; Streptophyta; Magnoliopsida; Malvales; Dipterocarpaceae
Source: the annotation of a GenBank genome assembly